Messenger RNA from Entrophospora candida, 291 nucleotides. Lineage: Eukaryota; Fungi; Glomeromycota; Glomeromycetes; Entrophosporales; Entrophosporaceae. The record is from the annotation of a GenBank genome assembly.
AUGAGUAAAUUGUCUAUAGCUGAAAAACAAAGUGCUGCUAGUGCAGAUAGAAAAGACAAAUUUGGAAAAAGACAGGAUUUAAUGUUUAUAUUGAAAAAUAAAAGUUUUGCUUAUGAACUUGUAUAUGGAGAAUUCUCAUGCUUGGCCCGUUCUGAGGGUAAAAAAGAAAAUGACGAUAUCAAGCCCUGGCAAGAAACUAAUGAUGGUAUGUUUUGGGCCCAUAAGAAGUAUAAACCGGCCAAAGGCGAUUUUGGAAUUAUUGGAUUACAAGUAGCUGAUACACCUUUGUAG